AUGAAAAUUGUAAACAUAAAACUUCAAAGUAUUCAACACCAUUUAAGUAGCGAAGAUUCACAAUUGUUAGCUGAAAAGACACAUGGAUUUAAUGGAGCUGAUUUACAAAAGUUAUGUCGUCAAGGUCAUUUUGAAAAUGCUUUAUCAGUAAUUAAAUCAAGUAGUAUGAGAGACGUUUUAUUAGAAAUACUAAAGGUAAAAUGGUCUCAUAUUGGCGAUCAGCAGGACUUAAAACAGAAAAUUGAACAUAUGAUUGUAUGGCCAAUUAAAGAUCUUAUCGCAUUUAAAACGAUGUCCAUAUCACCAACGAAAGGUAUAUUAAUGUAUGAAACGCCUGGCUGCUCCAAAACGGUGAUUGCUAAAGCAGUUGCUAUUGAGUCUGGAUUGAACUUUUUUGCUGGUCCAGAACUGUUUAGUAAAUGGGUUGGCGAAUUUGAACGUACUAUACGUGAAAUAUUUCGUCGUAGUCGUCUAGCUUCAGCCGUCAUUAUAUUUUUAGAUGAAAUCGACGCUAUUGCGAAUCAACCGUCAUCGAAUACUAAAACAAGUGAUGGUAAUUGUGUACUUGCUCAGCUUUUAAAUGGAAUGGAUGGUACUGAAAACGUUCAGGGUGUUGCAAUCAUAGCUGCUAGAAAUAGACCCGACUGCAUCGAUCUUGUUCGUAAUCUAUCCAUAAGGGCUUUAAUACGUCCCGGAUGA
Molecule: messenger RNA, 699 nt
Organism: Didymodactylos carnosus
Lineage: Eukaryota; Metazoa; Rotifera; Eurotatoria; Philodinida; Philodinidae
Source: the annotation of a GenBank genome assembly